Mugil cephalus (flathead mullet) is the source of this 3653-nucleotide messenger RNA. Its product is annotated as secretory carrier-associated membrane protein 1-like. Gene Ontology annotation, cellular component: trans-Golgi network membrane; recycling endosome membrane. The transcript has 10 exons. The record is from RefSeq and is a predicted model, not a curated record. Lineage: Eukaryota; Metazoa; Chordata; Actinopteri; Mugiliformes; Mugilidae. The coding region runs from base 158 to 1201 and encodes 347 amino acids. Gene Ontology annotation, biological process: protein transport.
CAUCUUUGUGCUAACUUGCUAAAGCAAACAAGGGGGGUCUCCAUCAGCAGGAGGCGGAGAGGAGAGGAGCAGUGAAAACCACAAGGACCGAGCCCGUACCCUGUAGCAUCGGCGAGCUGUAACACACAGGAGGCGGUUAUUAGAAAAAAGCUGCACAAUGUCCGAUUUUGACAGCAACCCGUUCGCAGACCCGGAUUUCAGCAAUCCGUUCCAGGAUCCCUCGGUGACCCAGGUGACACGGUCUGCCCCUCCUGGUGGUCUGGAGGAAUAUAACCCCUUCACAGACGCCAGAACGGCGGCCCCUGGAAAUGCCCCCAAGUCUGCCCCUGCCCCUUCCCAGAACACACAACCUGCCAUCAUGAAGCCCACAGAAGAGCCGCCGGCGUACUCACAGCUACAGGCACAGCGGCGCAAUGAGGACCAAGCGCGCGCUCAGGCCGAGUUGUUGAGAAGGCAGGAGGAGCUGGAGAAGAAAGCGGCAGAGCUCGAUCGCCGGGAGAGAGAGCUACAGUCCCACGGAGCCGCGGGAGGGCGUAAGAACAACUGGCCUCCACUGCCAGAGAAGUUCCCCGUUGGCCCAUGUUUCUACCACGACAUUGCAGUGGACAUUCCCGUAGAGUUCCAGAAAACCGUCAAGAUUAUGUACAACAUUUGGAUGUUUCACGCAGGCACGCUCUUUGUGAACAUGUUUGGCUGUCUGGCCUGGUUCUGUGUGGAUGCAACACGUGGUGUAGAUUUUGGCCUGGCCAUGCUAUGGUUUCUGCUGUUUACCCCUUGUUCUUUCGUCUGCUGGUACAGACCGCUUUACGGGGCUUUCAGGAGCGACAGUUCCUUCCGCUUCUUUGUCUUCUUCUUUAUCUACAUCUGUCAGUUUGGAGUCCACGUCCUUCAAACCAUUGGCAUCACUGGUUGGGGAACGUGCGGUUGGAUCGCAGCUCUAACUGGUCUGAACACGAGUAUCCCAGUGGGCAUCAUCAUGUUGCUGAUCGCAGCUCUGUUCACAGCGCUGUCUGUGGGCUCGCUCAUUAUGUUCAAAAAGGUGCACGCGCUGUACCGUACCACCGGUGCUAGCUUUGAGAAGGCCCAGCAGGAGUUCGCCACCGGGGUCAUGUCUAACAAGACCGUCCAGACCGCGGCCGCCAACGCCGCAGCCAACGCUGCAACCAAUGCCGCUCGCGGGGCCUUCAAACCUCAUCCAUAAACGGAGAGACACACACGCCCACAUAUACAAGCGUACAAACACACACACACACACAGACACACUAACGAGAUGGAGGCGCACAACUCUGCCGCUGUUGGUCCCCAAAUGAAAUUGAUCAUGUGAAUGUUGCAACGCUAAGUUUUCUCUGCACACUUUGCUUAAAAGGAGUCAAGCAAAACGACAAGUCAACCGACCAGAGUUGUGCAUCUUCACCCGACGUCAUAUAUCAGUAAAAACUCAACUACAUCCACCCUGUCUGCUUUUCAGUCAGGAGACUGUCUGCUCACAUCCCUCCGAACAUCCACUAAGUGACUCGAGGCGUGUGUGUGUGUUACACACACUCCUUCGCUUUUACUCGUUCUUCUGUCCCCUUCAGGUGAUCCUAGGUCAGGCGGAGGUCGCAGUUUUUAGCAUACCUUAUUCUUUCGUCCUGGCGAUGACCUCCAAUCAGCUUCCUGUCUGAUAAAUACAGCGUAGAGUCAUGAGAAGUGAUAAUCUGAUAAUCUGUGGUUUGCACAUAGUCCUGUUUCCUCGGCCACAUACUGGAAGAACAGCGUUAGACUCGAAUGGCCGGGCCUCAGUGUGAAUGUUCGCUUCGUUUCAAGAAAAUUGUGGCUCUCUUUAUUUUUAUAAUCCAGUGCUUAGUCAUUGAGCUCCGAGAGGUAAAUUGUGUUAAUGUGAGUGUUUCUGUUGUGAGACAAAGACCAUUCUGAUUAUGGUAAAACUAAGUUCACACAUAUACGAUAAAUGUGUUCUGCCCCCAAGUGAGAGCCUUCAGUUGAACGAUUGUCCAUGUGCAAAUCUCUUGAUUUGACGGCACGAUAGCGAAGAGUGUGUUUAGCACACUCGGGGCGGCUGUUCAUUUUGGCAAAGUCUUUCUCUCCACUGUCUUUUUCUCCAGGCUACAGAGCGGGUUUUCAGUGAAUCUGCUUACAUGGUUCCCCAUUAGAGAAGUUCCAUUCAAGAUGACGGUUCAUCUCUUUCUCUCGAGGCCCGUUGCAUUUUCCUUUACAUGCGUGUGACAUUAACACACAGUGAGUGUUGGUUGUUUCCCGUAGCUCUCCACACUAAAAAAACUAACGCUGCUAAGAACCUGAGAGCCGCUCGGCCGUGGCCUCCCGCGCUCUUGUUUCCUGUUGAAAAGGACCACGCAUAGGGACAACCGACCUGCCUUUUCUCACAGAGGGUGACUUUGGACAGUGAUAAAGCUACGGUCUUUCUUGAGAUUAAACUGCACACAUGAAAUAGUAAAAACACUGAUACCGUGUAUAUGUACGCCACAUAGGCUAACAGCGUGUUUCCAUUGUUUUUUUUGUCGGUCGGUAGUGGAUUGCUGGCACCAGACGUUUUAUAGCCAAAAUGAACAUGAAUAUAACAGAGGACUGGAUGCACAUUCAGUGAUUUCACUAGGCGACAUUAAUUUAUAUACAAUGAUAACAGUGUUACUCAGCACUACGUUGUACAGACUGCUGUCACUGAAGUGAAACGUGGAUGUUUUUUUGUUUGUUUAUUUGUUUUAUGUUUUUGUGCGUUUGCACCUCUUGUAAUAGUGGUGGUGACUGAAGAUGUGCAUGACUGAUGACGGGUACUGCUGUUACUACAAAUGUAUAGACCGAAAAAAACACGAUAGUGGACGAAAUACUCCUGCGAGCGUUCAUCGUUCAAGUUCAUUGCACAUUUCUCGUCUGGACUUAGUGCAAAGAGACAAACAUGUUUUUAUUUAUGGUGUAAUUUAAGUCGUUUGCCAUUAUCAGUUUUUGUUUGGUUUGGUUUUACAUCUUUUUUUGUUGUUGUUUUGUGAUUUUUGUAAUGACAUGGUCAUAGCAUUAGCUUGAUUUUAACAAGAAGUCUUCUGGGACUUUGCGUAUUGACCCUGUAAGAGGAGCGCUUGUUGUAUGAGGAUGUGUGUUUGAUCGGUAUGAAAGAAAAUACUCUCCCGCAAGUGUUAUUCUAUGUGAAAAAGCUGUCUACCUGAAAAGCUGUGAGAAACCUACCAAAUGUCCAUAGAGAUCUGUUCUCAAAUCUUGGUCUGUGAUGUGUUCCCUUCACAUGUUUUACUUUAAGGUAUUCACACGUAUUUUUUAUUUGCUGCACAUGAAUCCCAUGUACCUAUGGUUUUAAAGAGCCAUUUGAAGCCGUGCCACAGCGAAGGGGUGGGUGGGUGGGUGGGUGGGGGGGGCGUAUUUGGUUAGCUGGUCUGCAGUACAGAAAAUGGUGUUUUAUCGACAUGUGAACGUGUUAAUUUUCACUCAAUCAGAGAAGAAACUCCUCCAAAAAAAAGGGACACUUGUACAUUUUGUAAAGUUGAAAAAUUUGAUCCCCAUAAUCAAUCACAUGUAAAAAGAAGAAGAAAAAAACAGUAAUGCACUCUUGUCUGGCCUUUGUCGCAUGUGAAAUAGUUUGAGUUUUGUAUAUUUAUGGUAUUAACAUGAAAUAAAAUUUGAAAGAAAUA